CUUUAUUCCGUGUCCUUCAUCCACCAUUUUCAUCGUCUUCUGUACGCGCUUGAGCCAGUCGACGAUGCUCCGUCCAUCCAUCACCUCUUAAUCUCACCAUGGCAGACACCCUCGACCUCUCCCACCUCACCGAGGAGCAGCAGCUCGCCCUCCAGCAAUUCACCUCCGUCACCGACCAAGACCUCUCCACCGCCGUGCCUCUCCUGCAGAAAUGCCAGUGGAACGCACAGAUAGCCAUCACCCGCUUCUUCGACGGCGAUGCGGAAACCAUCGAUCCCGUCGCCGAGGCUGCCGCCGCUCCUCCCCCGCCCGCGCACUCGAGACGAUCCGAGACCUUGAUGCACAGCUUAUCGUCUCCGCGUCACUCGACCUCGAGCUCACGGAGUCGGAAUGGCCUUGAAGAGGCACCAAGAGUCGUAGCAACACCGGAAGGCCAGCUCACACAACCCUUGCCGUUCCCCUUGUCCAUUCUCCUCCUCCCCUUCAAUCUCACCUACGCCAUCUUCCAGCGUGUGUUCGGCGCAGUCGGCUACCUCUUCCCCGUCCUCCCCCGACUCCUCGCCCGCAUCUGGUCUGGCCGAGCCUCGCGCCCCUCUCGAGACACCGGCCGCAAGCAACUCAAUCCCCGCGACACCGCAGCGCGCUUUAUGCGGGAGUUUGAAGAAGAAUACGGCGUCACGCACGCCACCCUCCCCUUCCAUGAAGAAGGGUACGCGCAAGUAUUCGACAUCGCCAAACGCGACCUCAAAUAUUUCCUCGUCGUCCUCCUUUCCCCCGAACACGACGACACCGCCCCCUUUGUCCGCGAAACGCUCCUCUCCCCCGAAUUCGUCCACUUUGUCCAGCAGCCGGAGAACAACAUCCUCCUCUGGGCCGGCACAGUGCAAGACGCCGAAGCAUACCAAGUCGCCACCGCGCUCAACGCUACCAAGUUCCCCUUUGCCACCCUCAUCUGCCACACACCGUCGGUGUCAGCAUCCGCCAUGUCGAAAAUCGCCACCUCCGCCGGACCGGUUGCAGCCGGUGACUUGAUCGCGAAAUUGCAAGGCGCGAUGCAGACGCACAAUGCGGAACUCGAGCGCGUCAAGCGGCAGAGAGAAGAGCAGCAAGCGAGUCGCAAUAUUCGACAAGAGCAGGAGAGCGCGUACGAGCGCUCACUGGCGCAAGAUCGGGAGAAGGCGCGGAAGAAGAAGGAGGAGGCUGCGGCGAAGGAGAAGGCGGAGCGAGAAGAGCGGGAACGCGAGGAGAGGGCGGCAGAGCAGGCAAGAAAGCUGUAUCAGUGGAGACGAUGGAGGGCACAAAGUCUACCAUCAGAACCAGGCGAGGCUGUCAAAGAUGCGGUGCGCAUGAGCAUUCGUAUGCCGGAUGGGGAGCGCGUGGUGCGCAAGUUCCGGGCGGACGCCGAUCUUGAGGAGUUGUAUGCUUUUGUUGAGUGUUACGAUCUACUGUCGAAUGGUGAGGCAGAAGUGUCGGAGAAGCAGGCGCUGGAGCCGGAAGGCUACGAGCACGACUUCAAGUUCCAGCUGGUAUCGCCGAUGCCCCGUGAAGCAUAUGGAUUGGAGAAAGGAGGGAGCAUUCGGGAUCGCAUUGGACGGAGCGGGAAUUUGAUUGUGGAGAAGAUUGUCGAAGAGGAUGACGACGAGGAAGCUGACGACCAAUGAUGACUGGAUAUAGACUAGACAUGUAGGAAUUGUUGGACUGUGAUCGUGGU
Molecule: messenger RNA, 1711 nt
Organism: Neohortaea acidophila
Lineage: Eukaryota; Fungi; Ascomycota; Dothideomycetes; Mycosphaerellales; Teratosphaeriaceae
Exons: 1
Coding region: 99-1661 (520 amino acids)
Cellular component (GO): endoplasmic reticulum
Molecular function (GO): ubiquitin binding
Source: RefSeq, a predicted model, not a curated record